CGUCAUUGGAGGGGUCACGUCAUUAAUCACCCACUCCAGCGACUUGAACACUGCGGGCUUUCACCAUUUUCGGAACUUUGCUUCGCGACAUCUGUUCCAAGAAAUAAACCACGGAGCCAACCGAGAUGACGAACGUCGACACUUCUAUUGGGGCUCGGGCCACCGGUGCCGCUGCCCGGUUCGUGGCCGAGCACUUGGAAGAGCACCCGCUGAAGCUCUACGGAGGCUGGUUCUGCCCCUUUGUGCAGCGAUCAUGGAUCGUGCUACACGAGAAGCAGAUCCCGCACCAGUACAUCGAGAUCAACCCUUACAAGAAGGACCCCGAGUUCCUCAAGAUGAACCCCCGUGGCCUGGUCCCGACCCUGGCCGUCCCUGUGGACGUCAAGGGCAACGAGCAACGACCAUUGUACGACAGCACGGUGCUCUGCGAGUAUCUUAACGAGGCGUAUGCUGGCAAUAACUACGGACCGCAUCUCCUUCCGGAGACACCUUAUGACCGCGCGAGGUGCAGGCUGUGGAUAGACCACAUCAACUCGCGCAUCGUGCCGGGCUUCUACAAAUUCAUCCAGCACACCCCGGAAAAGGAGUACAGCAUCGAACAGGCCCGAGAAGAGUUCUUGAGUAACAUCAAGACCUUCACCAAGGAGAUGGAUCCCGAGGGACCCUGGUUUCUAGGCCAAACUUUCAGUCUUGUCGACGUCAUGCUUGCCCCCUGGGCGAUGCGGUUAUUUCUCUUAGACCACUAUAAGCCGGGGGGUCUUGGGAUUCCUACCAAAGGAGAAGACGAGAACGAAAACAGGAUCUGGAAGAGAUGGGGUCAAUGGUACAGUGCUAUAGAAGAAAGACAAAGUGUGAAAGACACACUCAGCGACAAAGACGCCUACAUCGAGGUGUACAAGCGGUACGCCGAAGACAAGACGAACUCCGGGGUAGGGCAGGCGACUAGAGGUGGAAAGAGUCUGCCUUGAGUAGUGAAUUCAAAGAGGGGUUCUUCAGAGUGUGAUGCCCCUGGCUCUGGGUAAAACGGACUGAAUCUGUAUCUCUUAUCCGUUCAUCAAAACACACCAUGCCAGGGACCAGACUGACUAAUUUAACCCUCGUGAAUCCUUCGCCUUGUGAUUCCGUCU
This is a messenger RNA of Colletotrichum navitas, 1127 nucleotides long. Its product is annotated as glutathione S-transferase domain-containing protein. The record is from RefSeq and is a predicted model, not a curated record. The transcript has a single exon. Gene Ontology annotation, cellular component: cytoplasm. Gene Ontology annotation, molecular function: glutathione transferase activity. Lineage: Eukaryota; Fungi; Ascomycota; Sordariomycetes; Glomerellales; Glomerellaceae. Bases 126 to 968 code for a protein of 280 amino acids.